UCAAGAGAGGAGGAAAGUUUUCACAGUCGGGACAGCGUUGCCUAGCAGCUAGGCAGAGAGGACUCUAACUACUUCACGUUAGCGCUUUCUCUUUGAAAAAAAAAAAAAGUAUAUCCAGGGACCGCGGACAUUUCCCUUCGCACUCUGUCUGUCACCCGUCUUCUCCCCUCUUCGCUGUCUCCAUGCCAAACAUGCCCCAGACCGUGACACUAAAGGGACCCUCUCCUUGGGGUUUUCGACUGGUGGGAGGACGGGAUUUCAGCACACCGCUAACCAUCUCCAGGGUAACACCAGGCAGUAAGGCAGCCCAAGGUGACCUUUGUCCAGGUGACACCAUCCUGGCUAUCAAUGGCGACAGCACGGAGCACAUGACACACAUGGAGGCUCAGAACAGGAUUAAAACCUGCACUCAGCAGCUCACACUCAGCAUCAGCAGGUCGGGAUCAGGAGACAGAGUGUGGUCGCCAACUGUUAGCGAAGACGGCAAGACAAGCCCUUACACGGAGCCUGACUCACAGAAUUUCCGUCCCAUCACCAGCGGAUAUGGCGGUUACAGCCGUAAACCUUCCUACACCCCCGAGCCCCAGUCUCCACAGCCCGCCCAGCCUGCCCAGCCCGCUCACCUGAAUAACGGACACUCCAGACCCAACAACGGUCAUAGCUACGGAUACGGAAACGGAACCGGGCACGCUCAGUACAACAAUCCGGCGGGACUUUACGGCGGCAGCAACGGAGACAGGUCUCUGCCGAGCAAGAUGGGGGGCCUCAGCAUCAGUGCCACACACAGCCCAGAGCCUCCCAUACACUCCCCUGUGGGUCGUAAUGGUUUCGACACGCAGUCAGACGUCUAUAAGAUGCUGCAGGACUACGAGGAGCCUGUCUCUGAACCCAAGCAGUCUGGCUCCUUCAAAUAUCUCCAGGGAAUCCUGGAGGCUGAGGAUGGAGGUGUGUCACCAACAGAGAGGAUGAGAAACUUAAAGUCUCCAGUCAGAUCUCCAAUCCCCAAACUGGGAAGCCCCAUCCCCAGCCCCAUGUCUGGUCUUCAGAAGCUACCCCAGUGCACACGCUGCUGUAAUGGCAUUGUUGGCACCAUCGUGAAGGCCAGGGACAAGCUCUACCACCCCGAGUGCUUCAUGUGCGACGACUGCGGCGUCAACCUCAAGCAGAGAGGCUACUUUUUCAUCGAGGACAAUCUGUACUGUGAGACCCACGCCAAGGCACGCGUCCAGCCCCCGGAGGGCUACGACGUCGUCGCGGUGUACCCCAACUCCAAGGUGGAGCUGGUCUGAGACGGAGAUGGAGCUGGUCAUACUGUAAUAUUACUGGGAAACCAAAAUAUGGGAGAACGGGGCUACUGAGUAUCCUAGCAUAGAUUUAUCAGGCUCUGUCAAGCAGGAAUGUCGAUCUUGGAUCAGCUUUUGUCUUUGGGAGAGUCCUGUGAAAUUUGUGUUUCAGUGAUCCGAUAUCAGCCUUUCUACACAGACAGACCUGAUAAAUGCCAUGUAUAUUGAGCAUAUUGAGAAUAAGGCAGGGGUCUGAGGAGUAUCCCAAAACUCCAAUCCAUUAAAAAGCCGACAUUGUAUGCUAUGUCCCAAUCUGACAGCCUUCAUCUCACAAUCAGCGCAUUUACAUUGAAUCUCAGAUACAAAACAACCAGUCAUACUGUCCACAUCACAAGCACAGCAUAUUACCAGAGCAAUAAACAAGACAAAUGCAGAAAUGUUAAAAAAAAAAAAAAAAAAAAAAGUCAGAGGAAAAUGGAAUGAGAUGCUCAGGCAGUUUGAGAUGACUACACCAGCAGCCAGUUAUUUGUUUUUAUAACAAUCCUCACAUCAGUUUAUCACCAGCAUCAUAUCCAGUGUACCAUGACAACCCUCACUUAAGCCUUAACUGUAGAAUGCUAAUGUGUGUGUGAUAUGUGUUACCAUAAGAGAUGUUUGAGCUGAUUGGUUUGUUUGCUGUGAUGAAGCGUGCAGAGGAGUUGGGAGGGGGGGGGGUUCUGCCUUCGGACUAAUUUUGCAUUUAGCCAUUAUAACGCCUGUUUCCCCAGCAGCACACUCCACUAGAAAAAUGUCUGUGUUUUGCAAAGUCAUCUAAGGUGUAGUGAUAUAUUGUUGUGAGUUUUGGUUUUUGGGUUUAAAGGUUUCUGUGUCUUUUUAACUAUGUUACAGUUACACAUUAUACUCCUGUUGCGGAUAGACUUUUGCAUUUGUAAUUUACACGUUAAGCAGUUUACUUCUAUGUUGCAAAAGUGGGGAACAUCUCUCUUUGAUUGCCACUUUUUAUGCUCACUUUUCAGUUAUAAGAAACAAUAAACAGUAAGUCAUUAUUAGCGCAUCGGGUACAGGUGUAAUUGUGAGUGUCUGGAAUGUGCGUCCGUAUGCUUUGGGGUGUGGGUUUACUGAACUAUAACCUAUAGUGGAAGCCUCCAUAUGUGGCUAUGCAAGCACCACCUUCUGAUAUGUAAACAAAACCCUGCAGGAGACGCCCUCAAAGCUCUGUGAGAAACUCUAGAACUUCAGUCUCAAGAAUUUCUCCCAGAUCUGAUCACAACAACCUCAAUUUAUAUUCUGUAAAAUGAUGCUUUAACAGUGAAGUAACUUAGUCCAGUGCAGAGAAUGAAUGCAGUGAUGAUAUUUUGAGCAAAGUAGAUAAAAGCGCUUCUGGCUCAUGCACCUGACUGAGAGAGGAAUUCAAGUUCACGCGGACGAGUUCACUGGGUGUGUUUAUUAAAAACACUGCAGGUUAACACCGGUGCACUCUCUGGCCCUCGUGUUAACCUUUAAAAAAUGCUCAUGUGCAUUCGAGACAAGAGAUAUGACCGUAGAAAACUGUUAGAAACUCAUAAACUGGGACUCCACAGCCUAAAACAUGUGGGAGUAAUAUUCACUUUGUUUUGAUUUUUGGACCCGCUACAUAGAUUCAUUACAGUUCCUCUUUGGAAGACGGAAAAAGACAGAAGUUGGAAGUAUGCAUAGUUUCCUUCCCUUCCUACUAUGAAUUCAGAUUCCUGGUCACAGCCAAGUACAUGAAACAAAUGAAAUAUAUUUCCACAUUUCCUCUGAGAGAGUUGGAGGGGGGGUUGCUGAGGAAGAGAAAUGAGGGGACGGCAUGUGUUUUCUUCUCUUGACAGUCUUCCUGCGAGGAGAAAGAAACGUGCCAUUAUGACUGCAAUAUGUGGCCAUCUUUCUUGGCUUAUUGUGAAUAGUGAAGUAAACUGGGUGGAGAGGAGUGAUUUUAUUCUUAAUUUUAAAAAAUGUCUCUAACAAAACUACUUCUGUCAUUUGAAAUGAGAAUGAGAAAAUUAAUUUUGCCGUGCUGAUAUCCAUCUUUUUUUUUUUUUCUUCUAAGUUUCAACAAUGUUGCGUAGCCACUGGUAUGCCAUCUAUACUAGUUAUCUUGUAAAUUAUGUGAAAGUUAUAUUGCUACCACAUUGUCUCUUUGGUAUUGUACAUAUUUGUUUUAUCGUGAUUGCUUAAACAUAUAUAUAACAUGUCACUCACAUGCCUUUGCAUAGCCUGUGUCUUUAAAUGAUUUCUUUGACACAAAUCCUCUUCUUGUUUUUAACUUAUUGUUCUACCAGCACAUGUUUUUGUUCUGGAUAUUUGCUUUUUUUUUCUAGGAUCUAAAUAAAAUGAGAAGUGCAUUACCAUGACUUGA
Messenger RNA from Lates calcarifer (barramundi perch), 3660 nucleotides. RefSeq names its product PDZ and LIM domain 4 (gene pdlim4). Gene Ontology annotation, biological process: heart development; muscle structure development; actin cytoskeleton organization. The transcript is spliced from 7 exons. The record is from RefSeq and is a predicted model, not a curated record. Gene Ontology annotation, molecular function: muscle alpha-actinin binding; actin binding. NCBI's taxonomy places the organism in Eukaryota, Metazoa, Chordata, Actinopteri, Centropomidae. Gene Ontology annotation, cellular component: filamentous actin; stress fiber; adherens junction. Bases 183 to 1289 code for a protein of 368 amino acids.